Molecule: messenger RNA, 4112 nt
Organism: Bufo gargarizans (Asiatic toad)
Lineage: Eukaryota; Metazoa; Chordata; Amphibia; Anura; Bufonidae
Gene: HAUS6
Product: HAUS augmin like complex subunit 6
Exons: 17
Coding region: 209-3058 (949 amino acids)
Biological process (GO): spindle assembly
Cellular component (GO): mitotic spindle microtubule; HAUS complex
Molecular function (GO): microtubule binding
Source: RefSeq, a predicted model, not a curated record
GGCUGCAUGGGAGAGCCACUUGUUGAUCGGGCUAGGUGAAAAGACUGUUUUGGCGGUUUGGCCGGGAAGAUGGCGGCCUCCCUCUGUAGAGAAACGGUUUCGGUCUCUCCUGCAUGGAGCGGAUGCGGGCGGCGGCCGUGAUCUUGGGGCUGGGGAGCAGACGUGACUGGAUAUUGCGGUGGAGCGCACGGGGCAGCGGCUUGUAAUCAUGCAGUGUGCCCCGCGCCCGCAGGCGUCCUGGCACAAGGAGUACCUGUGGCUGAUGCUGCAGGCUCUGGGCUUUGAUGCUGGAGCAGAGGCAGCCACUGCUGGCAAGACGCUUCUCCAUGUCACCUCUGGGAUGAACAUGUUUGACAAGCCCAAUAAAGAUGCCUUCUACGUGGUGUUCCACUUCCUGUUUGCCAAGCUGGACGCCGGGCGCUGUAAGGAAGUGUUCAGGUAUUGCUGGCCUCCGCUAGACAAGAAGAAAGAUGCAGAGUUUAGGAAAGCGUCCUGUGAGUGGCUGAAGAGGAUUUCUGAGGAUGUGGGUAAUGGCUUUCCUCAAGUUGUGGCAUCCCUGUUUCUGUCUCCUGGGGGUCCCAAGUUUGUCCAACUCUUGUAUCAUUUUACAAAAUAUGUUAUGCUUCAGCAUAUCAGAAGAGAUGUCGAUGAUGAAAACCCUUUUAUUCCAGCUGCCCUGCAGUGUAGAAUUCAUGACCCCCAGAAGGCUUUGGCCCGAAAUAAAAUGGCUCGCAAUAAAUUCCUACUAACAUUACAAAGGGAGAACUUCUUGAUCAAAGAGUAUCAGAAAAAAGCACAGUUGCUGGUAAAAGAGAUAAGGGACUUGCGCUCUGAAUAUGCAUCAUUGCAGACCCAGUUCAGUGCAAUACAGAGUGUUCAGUCUGACAAAUCCAAGAGAGAUAUCAAGAUAGAAGAAGUCCGGUCUAUGUGGAAUACUAUUAUGCACACAUUGAAGGCUAUGGAUGAUGAAAUGGAGGUUGUCGAUUCUGUUGUUGGGGGAGAUGUAGAUCAGUUCUCUCUGGAUGGAUCUAAUAUUACUUUAAACAUUCCCAGCGUACUGGUGACUAGAAUUGAGAGGGAAAUGAACAUGUUGCAGUUGGAAAAUGUUUACGAAGCUGGGAAAGUGAAUCUUGUAACCAUUAUACGGCUACUGAAUGAAGCCUUAAAAAUAGUUAAACAGGAAAAUUCCUACAAAGGUGGCAGAGAACUCAGAGUAGAUCUCCAGUAUCUGUCGGCAAAACUGAAGUUUGAAACUGAAAUUCUUCAAAGGCUAAAGCACAUGAGGCAUAAAAUAAAAAGGGAGGAUGUUGUAUCUGUUAACAAAUCAAUUGCCGAUAAAGAGCGAGACUGGGAGAAGAAAUGGAAGAGGAUUUUAGGAAAGUGUCCAUUCAGCCUUUUUAAAGGAUUGAAUCCAAUUCUUGAACUUCAACCACCUUUGGCUCCUCUUUCAUUUGAUCCUGCAGCAGAUGAUGCUUUAAGAAACAGCGUUUUUAGUCAAUAUCCAGUCUCUCUUCCAGAAUUAUCAAAUACUGAUUCUAGUGUUAAGAGCAAGGAACCCAGUGAUUCCUUCUUGAGUUUCAUGGAUAUUGCUUUAUUCACACCUGCUGGAAGGAAAUCUCUACUAUUUAAGAACAAAAUGUCUCCCAGUAUUCGUAGAAUGUCUCUAAAUGAAAAGGAAUUUCGAACACCUACCUCUAAUGGAAAAGAGAGUUUUAUGCAAAGAUCUAACUCUUCAGUGAAGAGGAGGUCUGACACCAGCUGGAGAACUCCUCCUUCAAGCAGCUUACUGCAUCACACCCCAACACCAUGUAAACAGGAUGCUAGGAGUACAGCACGUUUACAGCUUGCGCAACAGGUUGCGGAUUACAUAGUUAACGAAUCACCAAAGUCUGUGAGCCGAGGAAUGGAGCUCGAUGAUUUAAUUGGCAUGCUAUCUUCAGAUCCUUUCUUUUCUAGAAAGGAAAUUCCUAGGACCCCAGAAAACUUGAUUUCAGAUAUUCGUACAUGUUGGAGAAAAGCUAUCCAAACUGAAGAAUUUUCUGCUGUGUCUAAUCCAUUGGAAGUUCCAUGUAUGGAUUCCCUGGCUGAACCAGAACCUGGACACUGCAGUCAGAUAGACCUAAGCAUGGCUUGCUUCUUGUCUACCUCUCACUUGUCUGAGCAGAAUGAUUCUCCAGAUGCACGAGCUCCCACAAGCACUUUGGAUCCUUCAUCGCUCCAGGAGGCACUUCUGAGUCAGAGAACUUCACUGCAGCCAGAAAAGGUUAACUUCUUAAAGGAAUGUGAGAACUCAAGCAUUGUUUCUCCAUUUGUAGAAAAGAACCAGACCUAUAUAUUGGAAAACCAGUCACCUGGUGACAUAAUGGGCAACACAAUGCUUCUGUCGUCUCUUUGCCACGAUAAUGCUUCUGCUCACACCACCCUGUCCUGGAAUUCUUCAAACGUGGUAGAUUAUAGCAAUCGUUCAGACAGUCAUGAGGUGAUCCAGUUUGGUAUACUGCAUGAAACCCUUCCAGAAGGAGCCUGUAACUUAAGUCUUAACAGUACAACUAGCCUAGAGACUCCAGAAGCAAACAAGAAUGUGGCCAGAGGUGAGCAACUUCUGCACAAUACGGACUACAGCUGGAAGAGUACAGAGCGUAAAAUGGAUCUGGACUCUAUACGCGUUCGUUAUGAAGCUCUUAAAAGAACUUUUUACACCUCUUUAACAGAGGGUGAGAAUGCUCAAGGACAGACUUCUUUAACAAGGGUUGGGAAACAGAAAUCAGAAUCUAGCUUGCCAACAGACUCUGUGAAGGUGUUUAGUCCUUUAGACAAAGUUUUGUCCUUGGAUUCAGAGUGUUUAAUGACCCCUUCACCAAAAGGUCGAAAGCUCUCUCUUCCACAGCUAAUCUCUUUUUCUCCCGCUGAAGACUUUGUAAGGUGCACUGAAGACAUGUCAGAUGUGUUUGAUUCGCACGGAGUUGAAGCUUUGAGUGAGACCUUUGACUUCACAAAGCCAGCAAUAGACCUUCAGAAAUGUACAGAAGAAGGUGUGGGGCAACUAAUAAAACUGUAGCAGCAUCAUAAGUGGAAUGGACACUAAAUGUGACAGUCGGAGCAGUGUCACACAUCAGCCAGGUGUUAGAACAGAAGGCCAACUUACUGUAGAAAACUCUGUAGAACACUUAACAAGUGACUUGUUUUCUAUAUUAUCCUGUGAUUAUCAUUACAGCUCUGUUUUUGUUAUUUGGUAACCGAACCAUGAAGUUGGAUUCAGAAGCACUUUUUGGGCUAUUCAUGCCAUCAUAAUUUAUUUGCACUUAACGUAUUUUAUAUAUGGAAAAUUAUAAAUGUCCUAAAUGCUCAACCCUAUGUAUUUCUGACAAACUAAUGGCUUUUUGCUAGGGCAACAUCUCUUCAAACUAAACGUUAGUUUAAGCCUAACACAUUUAUUUUUCUUCUAAAAACUGCAUGUGCUGAAUUGAAGUCAACCAUUAAGUUGUGUGGGACAUGCUAUUUCUAAUUUUAUAGGCUGGACACCAUCUAUAAGAGUUUAGCUGCACUGCUGACACUGGUGGACCAUGUUCUGCUUCCGUAAUGCAGUGACUUGGUGAAGCCUUGUAUUAAUAAUCUUUCCCAUUAGAAAAAAUACCUGAAUUAUAAUUUAAAGGGGUGCUUUUUGUGGUGGGUGGGUGUGUUUUGUUUUUCUUCCACAGGUUAGAAUAAAAAAAAAUUAAAAAAAAUGUGGUUAAUACUUGCCUAUCCCUUACUCUGCUUCUACCUAAAUCUUGACCAGAUGUGUGCGCAUUUCUUGUUCAGCUGCGUUUAUUAUGUAGAUGGGGGAAAAAAAAAGCAGGCACAUAUUUGGUUAGGUCUCAGCAGGAAGAGCCCACAGCAGCAUUGGCAGAGCAAGGGAUUGACAAGCAUUAACCAUUGUUCUACAGGUUAGAAGAAAGGGAAGCAGUUCUUAUAAAUAAACACACACGCAGCACCACUUUAAUUAAAGGAGUUGUCCCACAAAAAUAGUCUGCAGUUUUCAAACACCUGGCUCUAAAUACUUUUGUAGCUGCAUUUAAUUAAAAGAUUACUAUAGCUAGUGAGCUAUUGAAUAAAAUGUUUGUGUAGCAGCU